UGCAUGCGUCCGCUCCUGUUGCUGUAAUAAUGAGAGAAAAAUGCUGCAAUCUUUGUAAUUCUGGGUGUCAGGCACCUCUAUCUGCCUGAGUAGCACAGUGCAUGCAAUGAGCAAGAGAGCGAGCUGGUUCAACUUUCUCUCUGAGAAAUUCAGCAGGCACAGAACCUGUUACUUGACUUAUCCUUUCCAGCCCCCCCCCUCCACAUUUUCCUCCUUAGCUCUACAACUGAGUCAUUCUGUUGCCUAUGGCUCCUGGGUAUGCACGGUUUGUGAAGUGCUGCAAUAUUCCUCAGCUAACCGGUCAAUGUUAUUUUCUGCUAAUGCAGACUCCGCUUAGCGUCUCUCUGUAGCUAUAUGCUUAAAACCAUCAAUGCAGCCUGAACUAUGUAUUUAUACGAAGAGUGAAAUCUUAAUAGCAGCAUUCACAUGAGACUCCUGUUUGGUUUCUUGUAGGCCUCCGCUGCAGAUAUGGAGAAAAUAAGGCAUCCCUAGUGAAGAAUUAUACUUGCAUACGCGCAGUAGAGUAAAUUCAGAAAGCCCAAUCUGGCACAAGCCAAAUCUGAAGCUGCGGAUGUCUGGGAGGGUACGAAAUUCCUGGGUGCCAACCUGUCUAUGGCAACCUAAAAUUCUCCAAGGCAGUCACGCAAAAUCUUCUUCUAACCUCUGGGACAGCAGCUUGCAAGACCAGAAGGAAGAACUGCAGAAGAGACUGUCUUAUACAACUCAAAAACUGGAAAUGCUUGAAUCGGAAUUUGAUUCCACACGGCAGUUCCUUGAAACUGAACUGAGGAGGGCACAGGAAGAACUGGAGAAAGUGACGGAAAAGCUGAGAAGAAUACAAACCAAUUACGUGUCUUUACAAAGGAUAAAUCAGGAGCUGGAAGAGAAAUUACAUAGAAUGGGUCAACAUUACGAAGAAGAGAAAAGAGCACUGGGCCAUGAAGUCAUUGCACUUAACAACCAUUUACUGGAAGCCAAGGUGACAAUUGAUAAAUUAUCAGAAGACAAUGAGCUAUACAGAAAAGACUGCAAUUUAGCCUCACAGCUGCUGCAGUGUAGUAAAAGCUACUUCCGAGCUCAUAAAUUAUCAGAGUUGCCCGCUGACUUCCAGGAAAGAGUAAGUCAACAUUUGGAAAAGCAUGGAUGUAGCCUUUCUGUGCCACUUUCUAACACAACAUAUGCUGACAGCAUUCCUACUUGUGUCAUUGCUAAGGUUUUGGAAAAACCAGACCCAGGCAGCGUUUCUUCACAUCCAUCAAGUGCUUCAAUGAGAGAUCUUAACUAUGAACAAGGAGGUCAGGUGCCUGAUGAGAAACUUCGCCAAAGGCAACAGUUCAAGUCAGAAAUUUACUGCAGUGACACAGCUCUAUAUUGCCCAGAAGAAAGAAGAAGAGACAGGCGGCAAAGUUUUGAUGUACAGGUUAAAGAUGAGGUGUUUCUAAGGUCUCAAAACUCUACAGACAGCACUGUUGAGGACGGAUUCCACUCAAGUUUUUCACAUGAAGCCUUCAAUGAAUAUGUAGCAUCUCUACCAACCUCUAGUUCCUACUCGAGUUUCAGUGCUACUUCAGAAGAGAAGGAGAACAACCAAACCAACACUUUAACUGCCUCACAGCAGGCAAUAUAUAUGGGUAACAGGGAAGACCUGUUUGAAAGAAAAUCAACAACAGGUUAUGAGCAUGCAGCAAGUCCAAGAUUUGUGAAAUCAAAGUCUGUCCAGCACAUGGAACACAGCCCAGAAAACACUGCAUCAUCUAAUUUCACAAGAUCUUCUUCCUACGUAGAGGAGCCAUUUAAUUUCUCUAGAAUACGUACACAACAAACAUUAAGUGCUCAUAAGUCACACAGUGAAUGUAGGAGCUCUCACCUUUCAGAAGAAGAUCUGCCAACCCGCUGGAGACAGCUGAGUGUGGAAGAUAUUGGGGCAUACUCAUACAGCAAUGCUGGAAGAAUUUCGCCAUGUAGUUUUACUGAACAAUACUUUGUACACAGUCCUGUUAAGCAGCUGGAAAGCAGAAUGAGUCCACUGUAUGCAAGCUACAAACAGGACAGCUUUUCAGAGGGAGAAGAAGUUUGUCAAACUAGAAUGGGCGAUUCCUGUUUUUUGAGAACAGACUCUGGCUUAAAAAUUGAUAUCAGUGCCAGCUGCAAACAAGAAAUGUUAUCUACUUUUAAAUCAAAGGAAACGAGAGACCAAAAAGUUGAGAGGAUGUCAGUCCAAAUGAGUAAUAAAAGUAUAGACUCUAGUUCUUCAGCUAAGAGGGAAUAUGUAGAUGUCAGUCCAAAUAGUUCAGCAGAAUCCCUAACUCAAAGCCCUAUGGAGGCUUCCGAAAUGCACCAGUCUUCCAUUGAGCAAGGACAUUCAAGUUUCCAUGGAAAGCCCCAGCAAUUUCAAAGAACUGGAAGCAUUGGCUUAACUAGAAAAGACAGUCUUACAAAAGCACAGUUAUAUGGGACCCUUCUGAAUUAAUGAGCUUCCAAACUGCAAUAAAACAUAACAUGAUCAAGUUUUACUGACACAAAGUCGAAAGACCAGAUGAGUUCUGACUGGGUUGGCUUACCAGCAUUAUCAAGCUGGCUAUUUGUAUAACUUUGUACAUUAAGUACCUUAAAGCAUUUGGGUAAACAAUUUAAUUUAUGGCUAUAUAAAAUCAAAAUAAAUCCACUAACAUAUAGGAGGUAGAAUUUGUGUACAAACAAAUGGUAUAAAAUAAUGAAGGGUUAUAAAAAAAAAAUCUAACCAAAGCUGAUUGAGCCAUUUAUUACAUAAUAACAUACAGUCGAACCAUGAUUUUACAUUCUGUGGAGGGGUGUAAAUCAUGGCAAAUUGUGAAAUGCAGAAGACAAAAUCGAGGUUUGACUGUAUUAAUAUAAAUCCCAGGAAUCUGCAAAUUAUGCACAAGCAUAAUGAAUGCAAUGAUACUGUCUUGAGCAGGAAAACUAAGCUAAUGUGAAAAACAUCCCAUGACACAGUAUGGCCCAAUUGGAUAUUUUACAUUUUAUGAACAUAUUCCAGAUUAGUCUCAGUGCGGUUAUAUUUAAAUAGGAUUAAUCUGGUGCUGCUUUGAACCAAAGCAAAACGCAUCUUUUAAUAUAUGUUUCCAAUAUAAUUGAACUAAAUCUUCCAUGGGUUGUAUACCCAGAUAUUUUGAGCACUUUUUCAUAAAUCAGAACAUUGUCCUUAUAUACUUUUAACAAGCCUUUAGAGCUUUCUCAGUUGCAAAGCAGUCUUUGCAAACAAAAAGGUAAUUGGUAGGUGUAAACAGAAUCAAUCAUUUUUGGAUUUCAUUUAUACCAAGUCCUCCAUGAAAGAUUAGGAAGACUAGAACAAUUCCACCUAAAAUAUAGGAGAUUUGUUCUAGACUGGCUGACACGCAGGGGCAGAUUUAUCAAGGGUCGAAUUUCAAAGUGUAAAAUACUGCGAAAUUCGACCAUCGAAUUGCAUCCUAC
Xenopus laevis (African clawed frog) is the source of this 3450-nucleotide messenger RNA. It is a transcript of the gene begain.L, whose product is annotated as brain enriched guanylate kinase associated L homeolog. Gene Ontology annotation, cellular component: synapse; postsynapse; membrane. The transcript has 8 exons. The coding region runs from base 572 to 2470 and encodes 632 amino acids. NCBI's taxonomy places the organism in Eukaryota, Metazoa, Chordata, Amphibia, Anura, Pipidae. The record is from RefSeq and is a predicted model, not a curated record.